AUGUCGCGCUUCUUCCUUCCUUCAAUGGCAUUGAUGAUGAUUUGUUUCAUUGGCCCAACGCUGUGUCGGCAGCAAGACGAGGAAGAGAAGGGCUUCUGGAUGAGAAGUGCAGUCCAUGUCGUUAACAACCUCCCAGACCCAAUAAGGGUUCGUUGUCAAUCUAAAGAUGAUGAUCUCGGCCUGCAAACACUCCAACCUAGGCAAGAUCUUACUUGGAGAUUUGUUCCCAACGUGUUCAUAGACACUCUCUUUUACUGCCACUUCUACUGGGGCUCCAAGGAUAAAUUUUUUGAUGUUUAUAAUCAUGACAUGGGCAACCAUUGUUCAAUUUUGCAUUCCAAAGAUAAGAGCUGCUACUGGUCUGUACGAUCAGAUGGGUUUUAUUUUAGUGGUACCAAUGAGACUUACACAAAGAAAUAUGAUUGGUACUAG
Messenger RNA from Diospyros lotus (date-plum), 432 nucleotides. RefSeq names its product S-protein homolog 29-like. NCBI's taxonomy places the organism in Eukaryota, Viridiplantae, Streptophyta, Magnoliopsida, Ericales, Ebenaceae. The coding region runs from base 1 to 432 and encodes 143 amino acids. The transcript has a single exon. The record is from RefSeq and is a predicted model, not a curated record.